AUGAACAACAACAACAAGAACAACCCCGCCGGCAACGUUGGCGAGACCGUUGGAGGAGGUCUCAACUUCCUCACUAGCACCGUUGGCAACACUGUCGGUGGUCUCGGCCGCACAGUCGGCAACGUUACUGGAGCCGCAACUCGUGGUGUUGGCGACACUGUCACCUCCGUGACUGGCGACGCUGGCCGCCCUCUCGGUGAUGGAAUUGGCAACCUAGGCACUGGAGUUCAGGGCGGUCUCGACAGCAUCUCGAAGGGUGUUGAGAACGCUGGACAGUGGAAGAAGCAGUGCAGAGCCGUGACAGCUCGGCUGCGUGUGGAGAGCUUCAUCUCCUUUGAGUUCAAGAUGACCUUGGCGAUUACCUCAAUUGGGCACUUAAGCCUGCGAUUACGGUAG
Messenger RNA from Fusarium redolens, 396 nucleotides. RefSeq lists its product as uncharacterized. The record is from RefSeq and is a predicted model, not a curated record. Bases 1 to 396 code for a protein of 131 amino acids. Lineage: Eukaryota; Fungi; Ascomycota; Sordariomycetes; Hypocreales; Nectriaceae. The transcript is spliced from 2 exons.